Molecule: messenger RNA, 1630 nt
Organism: Sciurus carolinensis (gray squirrel)
Lineage: Eukaryota; Metazoa; Chordata; Mammalia; Rodentia; Sciuridae
Gene: Paaf1
Product: proteasomal ATPase associated factor 1
Exons: 13
Coding region: 443-1276 (277 amino acids)
Molecular function (GO): protein binding
Source: RefSeq, a predicted model, not a curated record
CUGCAGUCAGAUCUCAGCGUCUCUCCACAGGAACCAGCCCUUCAUGGUAGCACGCCCACGGAAAGGCAAGGAAAGAUGAAGGGGAGGCCUGGCUGAGCUGUCACCCUCCAGGGAAACCAUCUUUGUAUGGCAGCCUGACUUGUCAAGGAAUUGGCCUAGAUGGUAUCCCAGAGGUUACAGCCUCAGAAGGAUUUAUUGUGAAUGAAAUAAACAAGGCCUGGAUACAAUCCUAAUCUCUUCAAACAUCAUUGCUAAUUUCUGCUGUGAACCUGCUGGGUGGGUUCAGACAAAAAGCAUUCAUAUUUCAUGUCCAAAGGAAAGUGCAUCUUCCAAGUUUUUGGCACCAUACACUACUUUUUCCAGAAUUCAUACAAAGAGUAUAACAUGUCUGGACAUUUCCAGCGGAGGAGGUCUUGGCGUGUCUUCUAGUUCCGAUGGUAGCAUGAAGAUCUGGCAGGCUUCCAAUGGAGAACUCAGAAGAGUAUUGGAAGGACAUGUGUUUGAUGUGAAUUGUUGCAGGUUUUUCCCAUCAGGCCUUGUGGUUCUGAGUGGGGGAAUGGAUGCUCAGCUGAAGAUCUGGUCAGCUGAAGAUGCUAGCUGUGUGGUGACCUUCAAAGGGCACAAAGGAGGUAUCUUGGAUACAGCCAUCGUUGAUCGAGGGAGGAAUGUGGUGUCUGGUUCUCGAGAUGGAACUGCACGACUUUGGGAUUGUGGGCGUUCAGCCUGCCUGGGAGUCAUUGCAGACUGUGGUUCAUCCAUUAAUGGAGUAGCAGUGGGUGCUGCUGACAACUCCAUAAACCUUGGCUCACCGGAGCAGACACCCAGUGAACGGGAGGUUGGAACAGAGGCAAAAAUGCUGUUAUUGGCCCGGGAAGAUAAGAAGCUUCAGUGCUUGGGACUACAGAGCAGGCAGCCGGUGUUCCUCUUUAUUGGCUCAGAUGCCUUCAACUGCUGUACUUUUCUCUCUGGCUUCUUGCUGUUGGCUGGGACACAAGAUGGAAACAUUUAUCAGCUAGAUGUGAGAAGUCCAAGGGUUCCGGUACAAGUCAUCCACAGAUCAGGAGCACCAGUUCUAUCCCUGCUGAGUUUCAGAGAUGGAUUCAUUGCUAGCCAAGGAGAUGGAAGCUGUUUUAUUAUUCAGCAAGACCUAGACUAUGUCAUUGAGCUCACAGAAGCUGACUGUGACCCCGUGUAUAAGGUAGCCACAUGGGAGAAGCAGAUCUACACAUGCUGUCGAGAUGGUCUUGUGCGACGCUAUCAACUUUCUGACCUCUGACCCUUUUCUCAGUUAGUGAAAAGGAUUAAUGCUGAUCAACAAAGAGUGGAAACAUCAUCAAUCCUUCCCAAGGUCUAUGGCCCUUUAGUGUCUUGGGCACCCCUUGAAAGUCACAGCAAGUCAGCUGUACUGGCCCAUGUGGAACAAUCAUCCCAAGACCUACUUUGAACUGAGUGAGAAGCUCACUUGUGGUCACUGCCUUUGAGCUUCUCUUUGUGUAAACUCACCCCACAACACAGGGUAAGGAUCUGGAAGCUUAUAUUUUGUUCUCUCACCAGUUGUGUUAAAUGUUUACAAGGAACAGAACACUAAAGCCUGUUUGCUGGAAGAAAUAAAGAACAUAUGUUUGGAAGA